Cryptomeria japonica (Japanese cedar) is the source of this 1389-nucleotide messenger RNA. Its product is annotated as phosphopantetheine adenylyltransferase. NCBI's taxonomy places the organism in Eukaryota, Viridiplantae, Streptophyta, Pinopsida, Cupressales, Cupressaceae. The record is from RefSeq and is a predicted model, not a curated record. The transcript is spliced from 2 exons. Bases 465 to 1049 code for a protein of 194 amino acids. Gene Ontology annotation, biological process: coenzyme A biosynthetic process. Gene Ontology annotation, molecular function: pantetheine-phosphate adenylyltransferase activity; dephospho-CoA kinase activity.
AGAUCAAAAGUGAAAGAAGGCCAUGUAACCAUCAAAUUCCAGGCCUAGUAUCGAGGAGAGAAUUUUGUGUUCGGUAUUAGAUUCUACUUCGGCAUGGGUUUAAAACCUGAACAACAAAGGCGAAGGAAAAAAUAAAAACUUAAGCACUCUCUCUGCUAUAUAUCCGAACCCUGUGCACUGGGUUUUCGCGGAUAUGUGGCGACCAAAAUCCGAUUCUUAGACGGUAUUGGGUAGGAUUCAAUCCGUGGCUUUCCAGGUACUGUGGAGUUAUGUACAUUUGGAAAACACUUUAAUGUACACAGCCUCAAAUAUAAUUAUGCUGGCGAUUCCGAUGAAGAUUCAGUGGCAAAGCAAACACAUUUGACAAGAAACAGAUGACACGUUCAAUGACUCCUUGCAAAGUUUGAGUCACGAACAGAAUGUUGCAAAUUAGAAGGCAGAGGUAAUCCAAGCAGUGGAGAGGGAUGGGCGAGCCAAUGCCUCCUGCAAAUUUAGAAACAGAAGGCCUUAACAAUAGCAGCUCUGAAGGUAUGGAUGCUUCAAAAAUCAACUCUCCACCCAACUCAUACGAUGCUGUUGUUUUAGGAGGCACCUUUGAUAGGUUGCAUGAUGGGCAUCGUCGUCUUCUCAAGGCUGCAGCAGAAUUGGCAAGAGGCAGAGUUGUUGUGGGUGUAUGCACUGGACCAAUGCUGGUAAACAAAGAGCUUGCUCACUUGAUUGAACCUGUGGAAAAGAGGAUGGAAGCAGUUGAAAGAUACAUUAAGUCUGUCAAACCAGAAUUACUAGUGCAUGUGGAACCUAUCACCGAUCCCUAUGGUCCAUCCAUCGUGGACAGUGAUCUAGAUGCCAUCAUUGUCAGCAAGGAAACUUUUGCUGGUGGGUUAUCUGUCAAUAAAAGAAGAGCUGAAAGGGGUUUAUCUCAAUUGAAGUUGGAAGUGGUUGACCUGGUCAUUGAAGGGGAAAAUGGUGAAAAGCUUAGCUCUACAGCACUGCGUCAACUUCAUGCUUCUGAACAGACCGGGCAAGGAUGUUCGGUUGCUUCUGAAUAAUGAUUCAGUAUGCUAUUGAUUAAACUAAUGUUUUUACCUAUUCAGUUUAUGUUCACUGUGAAGGUAAUUGCGUUUCUUACUAUCAGAAAAAGUAGCAUACCUGAAAUGGGGAAAAAUGGCGAACCAAUCAUGGCCAUAACUCAGACAUAAAUGAUAUCAAAGACAUGCAUUGGUAACCAAUGCUUCAAUAACUUGAAUUUCUUGUCAAUAAUCCAUGAUAACAUAGAAUAGCUUUUGAAGAAAUUAUGGCUGAAAUCUGAUGCUUUAUUUUUUGUCAAAUAUAUCAUGAAAUAAAUCAGAAACAUUAAUCAAAAUGGAAGUUGAGGUCUUUUAACAUUUA